Messenger RNA from Gaeumannomyces tritici R3-111a-1, 3553 nucleotides. RefSeq lists its product as hypothetical. The transcript has a single exon. The coding region runs from base 831 to 2429 and encodes 532 amino acids. Gene Ontology annotation, biological process: regulation of transcription by RNA polymerase II. The record is from RefSeq and is a predicted model, not a curated record. Gene Ontology annotation, molecular function: protein dimerization activity; DNA-binding transcription factor activity, RNA polymerase II-specific; RNA polymerase II cis-regulatory region sequence-specific DNA binding. NCBI's taxonomy places the organism in Eukaryota, Fungi, Ascomycota, Sordariomycetes, Magnaporthales, Magnaporthaceae.
GCAACAAACAUACCUGAUCCGAGCGAGGACCACAACUUCCUUUGACUCUUUCUCAUCCCCCCUACCUCCAUUCUUCCCUCUCCCACCCCUGUCUCUGCAGGCUCCAACCCACCUACAAAGUCCGCUUGCCUUUCUGCCUGCCGACUCGCUGUCAGCUGCAAACUAAACCGCGCACUUUCGCACAGCAGCCGCAUGCGAGCCAGUCCUCGACUCGUCCGUCCUUCACCUGCCCGCCACAGUUUGCUUCCAUUCGCGAACCCCUCGAUCAAAUCCGGCGUACCACAUCGGAGGCUCCCUGGACCACAAGCGCCAUCGUUACAAUAUUGAUCCGAUCCAGGUCGCUGUCCUUAUCUGCGCUUUUGUGCACGAUUUCCCGACUCUGAUACCGCUCUUUGCAGGAGCGCCCACGUUUGAUUCGUUGCGAUCCACCCCCGCCAUUUCACAGCGACCCGGACGACAACUCUCUUGUCGCCCAAACUCGAGCGAGCUUCGAUUGACGGAACGAACAACGCCCGCAGCCGUUUCCGGAAAAAAAAAGACGUUCGCCUCGUGUCGUUAUUAAAACCCGUUUGUUGGGGCCACCACGCAGCCGCCUGGCGCAAAGGAGCCAACGCCAACCAACCGGUGGGCUGGCUAGCCCCACCAACAGGCCUCCCUACCGUCGCUCCAGACCGCGGCAUCGCUUGCGCAUCGGCCCUUGCGGGCAGUUACUUGCGGGACCGGACCUGACACUGGGGACCUGAUCCGCGCAGUGUAGUGAAACCAACAGCCAUCUUAUACCUUUCUCUUCUUUGGGCCGCUCGCAUCUCACCGUUAUCAGUGCCGACAACAUGGCCCAGCACGGCUUCAACCAGAUCGCGGGCGGGCACGGCGGAGGUGGGAGCAUCGACCCUAACGACCUCAACAUGCCUGGAACUUUCGGCUCUUCAUCCUACCAGAACAACUUCAACAACUCAAGCAAUCAGUCCAACAGCUACUCGACAGGCUCCGCGCUCUUUGGGGACGACGAGCUACUCGACGGCCUAGGGAGCCCCACCGACGGACAGUCGGGAAUCCAUGGCGGCGGCCAGGAGUUUGGCGCCAUGAACGAGAUGACCAUGGGCGGUUACACAAACUCGAUAUACACCACCCAUCACAGCCUUCCCAUGGACCAAAAUCGCAUCAAUGGGUACUCGAACACUCCAGAGGGAGAUCCCAUCCAGAGCCCCUUUGCCCACAACUUCGGCCAGUACCGGCAAAUGCAUCACCCCCAGUCGUUUGGCAACUCGCUCCAGUCGCCCAUCUCGUAUGCCGGCUCGCCGCUGACCGGCUCUGACCUCAACCAGGAUGGUGGCGACCCCAACUAUCUGAAUGCCAAGGUCAGGCCUCGCAUGCCCACCGCCAUGGCCCGCAAGACCUCCACCGCGCGGAACCCCUUGACCCCCAAGGCUUCUGCCACCAUGGCCAACCUCACCAUCGGCUCAGCCGACUCGUUCAACGCCCAGCCCAUCCCCAACGGUGCCCCCCACCACGACAAGUCACACUCUGGGCAAUGGAUCCAGACCCCCAACAGCCUGGGCUCAUACCCGGGAUCUGGCUUCUCGUCUCCUAUACAGCCCGGACUGCACAGCGCUCAGAUCAACGACAUCCUGCUCAAGGGUGGUACGUCCAUGCCGGCCAAGCUGGGUGCCCCCCUGACCUCAUCCCAAGAGGCCAAGCGGAAGCGGAGGCGGGAGUCGCACAAUCUGGUAGAGCGCCGCCGCAGAGACAAUAUAAACGAGCGAAUCCAGGAUCUGAGCAAGUUGGUGCCGUCGCACCGGCUCGAAGACGAGAAGAUCAAGAAGCUUAUCCAGAAUGGCACACCUCUCUCCCCUUCGUUGGGCGGCAUCUCAAGCCCAUCACAGGCGACGUCAGGAUUGGCUGGGCCCGGGGCCAGGCGGGCGGCGAGCGGCAACGCAGGCAACAUCACGACGGGCCUUCCGAUUGACGACAAGGACAAGGGACCCAACAAGGGCGACAUCCUCAACGGGGCCGUCAGCUGGACGCGCGACCUCAUGUGGAUGCUGCAUCUCAAGCUGCAACAACAGGAGGAACUGGCCAACUACAUAAUGGAGCUCGGUGGGCAGUUCCCGUUUGAGCCCACAGACGACGAGAGGCGCAUGCAGACGGAGCUUGUCGAGGCCAUGGCCAGGAACGAGACGGCUGAGGAUGUCAAGCUCUUUGUGUACUCGCGCCGGGCAGGCUCUGGCCUGAGGGUUCCACACCACACGGACUACAGGGGCGAUCCUCUGGAUGGCUCAGGGCGGGCCAUUGGCGAUGCCUCGGCGAGCCCUGCCAAGGCUGGCCAUGGUACCGACCUUGCUGAUCCAAACCAGUUCUGGAACGACGACGAUGACGGCAGUGGCGAGCUGGACUUUAAAGAAGAGGACGAGUACAUGGACCUGAACUAAGUGCUCAAGGGACCUAGUUGCCUUGGUGCAUGUGCAGCCAUCUCGUUUCCGGGCUUUUUACAUCUCCCCUACUGCCAUCAUCAUUCAUUUUCACACGACAUCACGUUUCCUCCUGCCCCCAUCCUCCUCCUUACCCCCUUGCUGGCUCGGGUCUGCUAGACUACGACCUACCAUCAUCAUCAUCAUCAUCCGCACCCCCUUUUUCUUAUGCUAAUUCAUGUUGCCAAAUGAGUUUCAUCGUGGUCAUGGUAUACAGUGGCGGCUAUGGGCGGCUUUGGUUGGCGUUAACGCUUUUUGUUUCCUAUGGAUGAUAUCUGUCUGGCGAUUCCUCUCGUAGAGGGCGCUUUUCACAACCCCUGUUGUUUUGUGUCUGGUUUCGGCCUCCGUGUCCUCAUUCCCCCGCCUACCUCUCGUUCUAUUCCUUUAUCGGUCAUACCACCUCCGGCUUUUCUCUUUCCUCAUUUCGUCAACCUCACAGGCGGUACUUCCCAUCUUCCUCAUAUCUUCCCGUCAUCUAGCCGACGAGCCUGGAGUUUUGCACGCUACCGUUAUAUCAUAUCCAUCGCAUAUCUGAUUGUAGUUCCCCCCCUUUUUUUUUCUCUUCCUCUUCCGGUUUGUCCUUUGGCUCUCCGCAUGUCUACAUCUCCUGCCUGUCUCAUUUUUUCUUAUCAACACAUGGCUAAGCCGUUGCAUUCUCAAUAGGUAGUUCGGGAGCAAGCCGGUCAUGGCGGCGUACACUUUUGGGAAUGUUUCCCCUUUGACAGGGUGAGACCGGGCGCUCUUGAUCCAUGCAUGGGAGAAACGGAUUCGCUUUUGCUCUCCUUUUAAAUAUGAUUUAGGUUUUCCUCUGCAUCUUGGUGCCUCGGCACUCAGUUUAUCCUCAUUUGCCUUCCUCCCCUACAAUCCGUCCUUCUCGCCCUGUUUACAGGAGUUUGAAACAUCUGAUUUGUUGUAUCGUCACCCGUAUUCUACUUGGUCUUGUUGCCAGCCCGUGCGGCGGCGAUGAGCUUUGGGAAUUGAGCGUCGACGACUCGAGACUAUUGCGCUCUUUCACACCGCCCUGCUCGAUAAAUAUACCCCAGUGCGCAGCCGGCAGUGGCUACCAGUGCCUUAUGCAGAGGAGA